AUGACGCCUGUAGCUGAGAGGCCUGUGCUGCGGUCUGGUGCUGCUGGCCAGCUGGUUGAUGCAGCUGCUGCAACGCUAAAUGCUACAGGGCAACGUUACAAGGUCAAGGACAAUAUCCAAACUAUUCACACGAAAUACGUUUUGGAUGGCAAAGCAACGAUUGCUUUCAAGAAGCCCUCACUGAAUCUGUUGAUUAAAUGUGAUCCCAUUCAGCUGAAGGGAUUCCUGCAGACGCUUAAACUGGGUAUGGAAGGCAAGGAUGUCAUCAAUUUGAGACUAAAUACAGUCACUGCCAUGGCACAAAAAUCAAAGUUACAGACGAAAAUGGCUAUAAAUCGUCACAGUGACUAUCCCAUCAAGGCCUUUCCUCGAUAUCUACAAUCCCUAACAAUAGACAAUACGCAAUUGGUUAAAUUGAGCUAUCAUAUAUGCUCCUUACGGAAUCUAACCCACCUGGAUGUAUCCAACAAUAAGUUGCUUAAGGGUCUCAAGGGCCUGGCCUUUGCUUCCGAUGCGGACGGAGCUUCAACUCAUUCGCCUGAACCUCUCUGGCUUCCAGCUGUGGCCUAA
Messenger RNA from Drosophila willistoni, 570 nucleotides. RefSeq lists its product as uncharacterized. The transcript is spliced from 3 exons. Lineage: Eukaryota; Metazoa; Arthropoda; Insecta; Diptera; Drosophilidae. The record is from RefSeq and is a predicted model, not a curated record. The coding region runs from base 1 to 570 and encodes 189 amino acids.